AUGAUACUGCAGCGCAACAUCAAGCUCGUUACCGAGCAGCAUAACAUCCCGAAGCCGUCUCCUAUGGCGGACUUCCCCAUGAAGGAGUGGAGCGUCAAGAUCUACCUCCUCGAUCAGGCUGGCAACGAGCACCCGGCCAAUUGCUUCACCAAGGUCACUUACAACCUCCAUCCUUCCUUCGAAGACAAGACCCACCAGACAUUCACCGAACCCCCCUUCACCUGCGCCAACGAGGGCUGGGGUGAGUUUGAGAUGUCCAUCGACCUCUUCACGACUGAGAAAGGCGGCAAGAACACGAUAUUCCAUGACCUGAACUUCCAGUCUCCCGAGUACGAGGUCGUCCAGCCCAUCACGUUUAAGAACCCCUCUCAGGCCCUCCUCUCCGUCCUCCGUGAGACGGGUCCGAUCCCCAACGAGGACGACUCGAAGGCGGCGGCCAAGGCUCGUAAGGCGAACGACCUUAAGAAGAAGAAGGCAGUCUGCGACUUUGAGAAGAUGGCGGAUGGCCUGGGCAAGCUGAACGAGGACGACCUCCUCCACGUCAUCCAAAUGAUUCAUGAUCACAAGGCCGACGAGACGUAUACCAAGAACGACAUCGACGCGGGAGAGUUCACCGUGGACCUGUUUACGCUCCCCGAUCACCUCGCCAAGAUGAUCUGGGAUUUUCUGGUGGAUGUCAAGGUGGUCUAG
Molecule: messenger RNA, 690 nt
Organism: Durotheca rogersii
Lineage: Eukaryota; Fungi; Ascomycota; Sordariomycetes; Xylariales; Xylariaceae
Product: SAS complex, SAS5 subunit/transcription initiation factor IID, subunit 14
Exons: 4
Coding region: 1-690 (229 amino acids)
Biological process (GO): regulation of transcription by RNA polymerase II; chromatin remodeling
Cellular component (GO): NuA4 histone acetyltransferase complex; Swr1 complex
Molecular function (GO): histone binding
Source: RefSeq, a predicted model, not a curated record